Halichondria panicea is the source of this 2382-nucleotide messenger RNA. Its product is annotated as solute carrier organic anion transporter family member 4A1-like. The transcript is spliced from 7 exons. Lineage: Eukaryota; Metazoa; Porifera; Demospongiae; Suberitida; Halichondriidae. The record is from RefSeq and is a predicted model, not a curated record. Gene Ontology annotation, molecular function: protein binding. Gene Ontology annotation, cellular component: plasma membrane. The coding region runs from base 110 to 2287 and encodes 725 amino acids. Gene Ontology annotation, biological process: transmembrane transport; sodium-independent organic anion transport.
CGCCCCCUUAAAUAAGGGGGCGUGGCUGGAUACUAUCGACUGAUCAGAGCGCCUGUUUCUACUGCAUAUCAACUGUUUAAUAACUGGACACUGCGUGCAUGCUGUGAUCAUGGACACAGAACUGGACCAAAAUAAGCAAAAGUUUGGAGUGGCUGGCUCGUGCUCUGAAGACCCUCUCUCUGACACUGACGAUGGUGGAACUGUGGCUCUACUCAGACCAGAUAACAGUGAGGACUUGGCCGGGAAGGACGGAGACAUCUCAUCAGACAAUGCCCCCUCCCCCACCACCACCUAUUACUGUGGCUGUGGACCAUGGAAGCCGAGGUGGCUUCAAAGUAUUGUCUCGCCCAAACUCUUCACGGCCCUUCUCUGUACUUAUAGUCUCAUCGAGGGCACUGUUGUCAGUGGCUACAGGAGUGUGGUGAUCUCAAGCAUUGAGAAACGGUACCACUUCUCCAGCAUAGCAGCCAGCAUUAUCCUAGCCAUGUUUGACAUUGCAGUCAUUCUCUCGGUCGUCUUCAUCAGCUACUUUGGCCACAAGUCUCACAAACCACGAAUCCUCGGUAUUGGCCUCAUUAUCCACGGAAUAGGAGCACUCAUAAUGUCCUUGCCACAGUUUUUGUUUGGAGGGUACGUGAUUGGUUCUAACUCUAACUUCCACCUGGAAUCAUGCAAUGCACACGCUGAAGGCUCUACCUGUGACCCUGCCAACGUUGCAGCAUAUGUUUUCUUUCUCGUGGGAGAUUUUAUACUCGGAAUAGGAGCUGCUCCUCUGUUCACCGUGGGAACAUCGUUCAUCGAUGAUAUCGUUCACCCAAAGUACGUCUCCAUACACUUGGGAAUUUUCUAUGCCAUGGCGAUUGUGGGACCUGCCAUUGGGUAUGGACUGGGGGGCGCAUUUUUGUCUGUGUUUGUCGACCCCAUGGAAUCGACCAACCUUGUCCAGACGGACCCAGGGUGGGUGGGGGCCUGGUGGCUCUGUUUCCUGACCGUCGGUGUGGUAGCUAUUCUUUUUUCAAUACCAUUUCUUAUGUUCCCACGUCUGCUGCCCGAUAGCCAUCUCAUCAUGGAGGCAAGAAAGAAGGAAAUGGUCGUUCAAUAUACGAGCAAGCACAACGAAGAGAGAACAUUACUAGGACAACUGAAGACUUUUCCAGCCCACCUUAAGAAACUGUUCUCUAGUUGGACUUGGUUAUUUUUAACGAUCGCUAUAUCGUGUGCUUUCUUUUCCCUGGAUGGAAUGAUUGCCUUUGGCCCUAAAUACCUCGAGGCUCAGUUUGGUUUGACCUCUUCUGCUGCCAGCCUAACACUGGGGGCCAUUGCCAUACCCACCGGUGGGGUGGGCGUGUUGAUUGGUGCUGUGAUGGUCUAUCUUGUCAAGUCCAAGCCCAAAAGAGUGGCCAUGAUUAACUGGGUCGUCACUGUCAUUGCGGUGUUCCCUGCAGUAGGAGCUUUCGUCGUCUCAUGUGUCAAUCUCCCCAUUCCAGGAAUCGAUACUCCAUACGCCAUCAGCUCCAUCAGCAACUCCAGUGAUGUACUACUAGCCUCAUGCAAUGUUGACUGCAACUGUUCCUCCACCAUCUUUGAGCCAGUCUGUGGAGCUGAUGGUCUGACCUACUUCUCACCGUGCAGAGCUUCUUGUGACAGAUAUUACCUCAAUGGAGAUGACACUCUGCCAAGGUUUGAGAACUGCUCUUGUGUAGCAGACAGCCUCAACAUGACAACCAAUGCAACAGCUGUAUCUGGCGAGUGUGCUGGGGACUGUCACACUCUACCGUUGUUUCUGCUAUUCAUUGGAAUAUUCCUAUUACUCAUCUUUACUCUCAAGAUACCGACUGUCAUCAUCACCAUUAGGAGUGUAGCUGAUGAGCAGAGAACACUGGCACUGGGAGUUCAGUCGGUCAUGUUCCGAGCAUUCGGUUCCGUUCCUGGACCUCUCGUUUUCGGUUCCAUAUUCGAUUCCGCUUGUGUCUAUUUUCGUCACGAGUGUGGCGUGCAAGGAAACUGCUGGGUAUAUGAUAACCACCUGCUCAGCGUUAGAGCCAUUGCACUCGGUGCUGUAGGACUAUCCGCUAACUUUGCAUUCUCGCUACUAGCCUGGAUAGUGUACCCGAAACAGCCUCUGACAUCUCUUACAUCACAAACUAACGAGACAGUACGAUUUGUCGAGUUGAUGGAUCAAGAUCAAGAUCUAGUGGAAGAUGCAGCUCUGGAAAAUGACCCAUUAGAACUGAAUGAACCUAAUCAUGUAGAAGAUAAAUUUGAUACUGAGCAAACAAAUGUGUAGGCACUGUACCAUGUGUUUAUUUCUUCAUUGUAUUUUUAUUGACAUUGCACUUUAUUGAUUUGCACUGCUUGCAACGCUUCAUAUAAUAUAAGAAA